This is a messenger RNA of Megachile rotundata (alfalfa leafcutting bee), 2282 nucleotides long. It is a transcript of the gene alka, whose product is annotated as glycine receptor subunit alpha alkaliphile. Gene Ontology annotation, biological process: monoatomic ion transmembrane transport. Gene Ontology annotation, molecular function: transmembrane signaling receptor activity; extracellular ligand-gated monoatomic ion channel activity. The record is from RefSeq and is a predicted model, not a curated record. Lineage: Eukaryota; Metazoa; Arthropoda; Insecta; Hymenoptera; Megachilidae. Gene Ontology annotation, cellular component: membrane.
UGUAAGUAAUCGAAAGAGCAAAGAUCAAAGUAUUCCAAUUAGUGUAGCAUGAAAGACACACCGUGUGUGUCAUGUACUCUUUAUCAAAUGCAACGUACAUAUUCUUGGUGAAAAUACAAGAGAAGCAGACCAGAACGGAUCAGAAAUAGGUGAUGAAUGGGUCACGAAUGGAUUAUGAAUGAGUCGAUCAAUGGAUCGUGAAUGGGUUGUAGGAUUGUAAAUGAGUAAAACCAAUUGCAAAAAAAUUGUAAGUGCUUCAAGCUGUGAAAGUCAGCUACUUGGCGAUUGAAAAUUUUUACAUCUUUUAGUCGAAACGUGUUCCUACAUUUGGAUGACAAUUGACCCGGCCUUGUCAAUCGAUAUUCCGAUAAAUUUCUAGAAUACAGAGAUAAAUAUAACAGAACUAAACCAAGAAUUCCUCUGAGUUUCACAAGAUUUUGUUCACCGAAUAGCGGUUUCUAUCACGUUGAUUUUCCAUGCUCAAAGAGUAACUAAUGAAACGAGUCCAGCGUUUUAAUCAAGAUGGAUAUUUAUGUUUUUGUUUGAAUUGACGAAAACAAUGAAAUCUGAUCGUUGCAUAAACUUUGAUUGAGUUUAUCGUUUCAAAACUCGAAUUACAUGUUGAUUAACGUUCGAUGAAGCAAGAUACAGGAGAGGAUGCCUCGUUUGUACAACUUCAUCCGACCGCAGAAAACGUUGCGCAACUCUAGAAAAGUAAUAACAACCGGGCCCGAGGUAUUCGACGAUAUUUGCAAUUGAAGUAGAUUGCGUGUAACUGCUAUGUAAUAGAUUAAUUGGUACGGAUAGUUCGUUGCCGAUCGGUAGGUUCGUCAAAACGCAUCGGCAGUUGUCUAAAUCUUAGGAUGAAGAACGCGGUUCUGACAAUUCUCUUUUACUCGUGCCUCAAGUUUUUCACGGAAGUGCGUUCCAGUGCGAGCUCUUCUUUGGACAUGAAAAACUCCAGUCUGAAGUCGAGAAUAGUGCUACCACAGCAUUAUGUAAAAGAGAUCAGGCCCCCAUCGAGACAAGGUAUGCCAGUGAUAGUGGACUUCAAUAUAUUCGUAGCUGAUAUCAACUCGAUAAACGUAGAGGAUAUGGAUUUUCGAGUGGAUAUGUUCGUUCGCCAGAGUUGGAUAGAGACUCGACUCGAUAUGCCAGAGGACAUCUUCGAAGAGGGUGACGAUUACGUGACUCUGCCUCCUGAGUUCUUCGACAAUCUCUGGCAGCCAGAUCCUUAUUUCCUGAAUGCAAAAGUUUCUGAAAUUGCCGCUCUGAAUCACAAGUUCUCCUCGGUUACAUUAUACAGAAACAAGACGGUGAAGUAUUCGGCUCGAAUGCACGCCAUCAUCGCUUGCCAAAUGGAAUUUCAGCUCUACCCAAUGGACAUUCAAACGUGUCCUAUCUACAUAGAAAGUUUUUCCUAUCACAAACAGAAGCUACGCUUGAGAUGGGGAGUAGGUGGUGUCACGGUGAAUCCGGAAAUGAAGCUAUUGCAAUACGAUAUUGGGAAGCCUAUUAUUGCCGAAGAAACCACUGACUAUAUGGUCGAGAAAAACGGAAACUUUUCUCGACUGGUAGUUUACUUUCGUUUCGAGAGGCAAAUUGGUCAUCACUUGAUACAGACAUUCGCUCCAUCAACUCUGGUGGUAAUGUUGUCUUGGUUCAGCUUCUGGUUGGGUCUGGAUGCAAUUCCUGGACGAGUAGCUCUACUGGUGACCAGCAUGCUCACUCUAGUCACUAUGUUUACUGGUCUCAAAAGUGACAUUCCUCCAGUUGCUUAUGUCAAGGCAUUGGAUGUUUGGAUGGCGGGUUGUAUGAUGUUUGUAUUUGCUGCACUUGGUGAAUUUGUGGUGGUUAAAGUGCUUGAUUUGCAGAACCAAUUGGAAUACGAUCUUCAAACGUCAAUAUUGUCUCGGCAUUAUUCAACACGAAUAAUUGCCAUGGAAAAAGGCCAAAGCAUCUGGGACUACGAUGCAUCGUAUAUGCCAAAUACAAGAAAUAAAAGAGCAGGUAGUAAACAUCUUUUACAAAAUGCGUGGCUAGAUCAUGAAUACCCGAUAAUACGUAUGUACAAAACGCGAUCACAAAAGAUUGACACUUAUAGUAGAAUAGGUUUCCCUAUAUUAUUUAUGCUGUUCAUCGUUUUAUAUUGGCCAAUACUAUUGCUUAAGAAAGCAGCGUAAGUCUUCUGAUGUAUAAUAAAAAUGUAUAAAUUAUUAGCAAAGUUCACCGAUCGAAUUAUUGUAUUUCACUGCACUGAAAUACGUUAUAGCAUGUUUUAA